Molecule: messenger RNA, 1582 nt
Organism: Nymphaea colorata (pocket water lily)
Lineage: Eukaryota; Viridiplantae; Streptophyta; Magnoliopsida; Nymphaeales; Nymphaeaceae
Product: magnesium-chelatase subunit ChlI, chloroplastic
Exons: 3
Coding region: 163-1431 (422 amino acids)
Biological process (GO): chlorophyll biosynthetic process
Cellular component (GO): chloroplast stroma
Molecular function (GO): ATP binding; magnesium chelatase activity; ATP hydrolysis activity
Source: RefSeq, a predicted model, not a curated record
CCGUGCAAGAAUUCGACAUCCGGAGACGAUUUCGUAAAUCAAUAAAACCAUUAGAAAAUAAUUCACUUCAGAGUUCACACUACUGCCACUUCUAUCCUCUUAUCCUCAAAAGCCCGACGUGAACGUUGCCUCGCACCCACACCCUCAGCACAAUCCUCCACCAUGGCCGGACUUCUGGGUGGCUCCUCUUCCGCACUUCUUUUCGCUUCCAGAGGCCCUGCCUCUGCCUCUUCCAGACGGACCUCCAUCGCUUCGACCAAUGGUCAGAUUUUUGGAAGAAACUUGAGAAAAGAUUUUGUUGGUGGUCUGAGAAAGGGGAGAUCUCAUUUCCGACUCUCAGUUGCAAAUGUGGCUACGGAACUCAGUUCCGUUGAACAGGCCGAGAACCUUGCAGCGAAAGAAAGCCAGCGCCCCGUCUUUCCAUUCUCUGCUAUUGUAGGCCAGGAUGAAAUGAAAUUAUGUCUUCUGCUGAAUGUGAUUGACCCAAAGAUUGGUGGUGUUAUGAUUAUGGGUGAUAGAGGAACUGGGAAAUCCACUACUGUUAGGUCCCUUGUGGACUUGCUACCAGAAAUUAAAGUCGUUGCUGGUGACCCGUUCAAUUCUGAUCCGAGUGAUCCUGAGACAAUGGGGAUGGAAGUAAGAGACAAAAUACUACAGGGGGAGAAGCUCCCAGUAUUGACAACCAAGAUUACCAUGGUUGACUUGCCACUUGGUGCCACAGAAGAUAGGGUCUGUGGUACGAUCGAUAUUGAAAAGGCACUCACUGAAGGUGUUAAGGCAUUUGAACCUGGUCUACUUGCCAAAGCUAAUAGAGGAAUCCUUUAUGUUGACGAAGUUAAUCUGUUGGAUGAUCAUUUGGUAGAUGUUCUGUUAGAUUCUGCAGCUUCUGGAUGGAAUACAGUAGAACGAGAAGGAAUAUCAAUCUCUCAUCCUGCUCGGUUUAUUCUGAUAGGUUCAGGAAACCCUGAAGAAGGUGAACUGAGGCCUCAGCUUCUGGACAGGUUUGGAAUGCAUGCACAAGUUGGGACUGUAAAGGAUGCAGAAUUAAGAGUUAAAAUAGUUGAGGAGAGGGCAAAGUUUGACCAAAACCCAAAGGUUUUUCGAGAAGGCUACAGGGUAGAGCAGGAAAAGCUUCAAAAUCAGAUCUCUGGAGCAAGAGAAAACCUUUCUUCUGUUCAGAUAGAUCAUGACCUCCGUGUUAAGAUCUCAAAGGUGUGUGCUGAACUAAACGUUGAUGGACUAAGAGGGGAUAUUGUUACAAACAGAGCUGCAAAGGCUUUAGCUGCCUUAAAGGGCAGGGAAAAAGUGACCGCUGAAGAUAUAGCAGUGGUCAUUCCGAACUGCUUGAGACAUCGUCUUAGGAAGGACCCAUUGGAGUCUAUUGAUUCAGGAUUGCUUGUUAUAGAGAAAUUCUAUGAGGUUUUUAGCUGAAUUGGUGAUUGUGUUCUGCUUCAAAUUUUGCUGUUAAAUUUGCCACAUUAUUUCAUUUACGGUUCUUUAUAUGCCUAGAGGAGAAAAUCAACAAUCUACGUGUUUCAGUUUUUCAGUGUUCCAAGUGAAAUAUAUUUCUAAUUUGCUGGGA